Messenger RNA from Leptomonas pyrrhocoris, 3227 nucleotides. Its product is annotated as methyltransferase putativemRNA cap methyltransferase-like protein. Lineage: Eukaryota; Euglenozoa; Kinetoplastea; Trypanosomatida; Trypanosomatidae. Gene Ontology annotation, molecular function: mRNA 5'-cap (guanine-N7-)-methyltransferase activity. Gene Ontology annotation, biological process: 7-methylguanosine mRNA capping. Gene Ontology annotation, cellular component: nucleus. The record is from RefSeq and is a predicted model, not a curated record. The transcript has a single exon. The coding region runs from base 72 to 3227 and encodes 1051 amino acids.
AGAACUCAACGUGUGAUUGAACUCCGCGACGCUGCAAACAUCUCCUGACGCUCUUGAUCGCUGCUCAAAAGAUGCAGCUGCAGAAUCUUGAGCUACUCAGUAAAGUGCACCGCGAUGACGGGCAUCGCCGGUACUGCUGUCGCGCCACGGACGCGUGGUACCACUGCGUACACGGCAUUGCAGCCGCUUGGUCGGACGCACAGGGCGUAGAAGCAGAUGCCGCCUUUCAGCAAAUGAUGACAGCUGAGGCAGCCCCCGUUGAAACUCCCGCCGCAUCGACGACGACGGCGGCAGACGCGCUUCGCCGAGUUCUGAAAGUGGCCGACGUAACGUCCACCACCAACUCCAGGGAGUUCCCCGGCCCGAUGUGCAGCCCGCUGUGCAAAAGGGACAUCCCCCAAAUUCGCCAGCACACCUACACCGUCACAGAGAAGAGCGACGGCGUUCGCGUCGUGGUGGUGGCGCUGUGGGUGGCCGAUUUCCCGCAGUGGGCGUGUGCGAAAGGGGCGUGGAAUGUCUCGCACCUUUCCUCGGUGAUGGCACUGGAGAAGGCGCGACGGGACGUGCGGGCCGGGAUGCACGACACGGAGACGCCGUCGUCGUCAGGGGUCAGCGUGAUGCUGCAGGGGCGCCGAGUCACACUGCAGUCGGCAACCACCUCCGUCGAGGCGAGCGAGCCAGCGGAGACGUACACCAUCGUCGCCGAAGGUGAGGCUUUCGCGGCGCGGCGUCGCUGCGGCGGGCGCCACUUCGCCUACGCGGUUGAUCGCUCGAUGGACGCCGCGUACCUAUUCCUAGACGAUCACACAAGCGCCCAAUACCGCAACUUUGUCUUGGACGGCGAGCUGAUGUGUGUGCGUGGUUCAACCCUCGCGAAGAAAGAGGAGGGCGGUGAUUCCUCUGCUGCGGGUGCGACGGGGGCGCGUUUGCUGUUGGGCGCGUUCGAUCUUUUCUGCUUUACCCCCGCAGGCGAAGAAGAAGCGGCGAAGCUGGUGGACGCCACCAUGAUGGAGCGCUACGAGCUUCUGCAGAAGUUAAUCGCCACCUGCGCCGCCUCCCCUUCACUCAACGAGGAGCACGGCGGCUUCCUAGAAGGGCAUGUGACGUGGUACGCAAAAACCAUGUGGCGUGUCGCGGACAUCGGGGCCUGUCUGUCGAGGCUCCGCUACAGCAGCGAGCACCACUGCUUUCUCUUUGACGGGCCGCACGGGCCGACGGAGAAUGACGGACUUAUUUUUACCCCUGACCUGUUUCCCAUAUCAGUCGGCUCCAGCAGCGUGCAGCUCAAGUGGAAGUGGCGUCACCUCCUCUCCAUCGACUGGCUGUUGCUGGCCUCGGAUAAGCAGGCCGACGUCUACACGGUGUCGCUCUUCUUUAUGAAGAAGAAUUAUGGCCACAGGGAAGACGUGAUUGGGCACUGGCGCCUGCGCAGGCCCAUGUACAUCCGAAACCCACGCGGUUUCGAGAUGCCGGUCGACGCGGCGGUCGUGGCGGAGUGCGCGUACGACUUUGCGCAUCAGCAGUGGUACAUCCAACGCCUGCGACCCGACAAGCGAGGCGCCAACUCGAUCGUGACGGCCAUUUCGGUUUACGAAAGCCUCGUUGAAAACGUCUCCCUGCCGAAGCUGCUGCGUCUGCUUCAGGGGGAGGCGGACGAUGACGCAGAAGAGAAGGGCGACGCAGCACGCGUGGCGGUGGCGCUCGAAGACGCCGUACUCGCGGACGUAAGCGCAGUGACGCCGUCGUCCAACUCUGUCACCGCUGCGGGUCCACCGAUCGUUGACCUGGCGCAGGCGGAGAAGUGUGUGACGGCCGCCGUGACGCUGCGCGCCAUUCGUGAGAGCCGCGGAAACACAGAAAUCUACCUCAACGCCUUCACCAACAACACGAACAAAGCUGUCAAGUUUCCGCUGCCCUUCCCGCUGCGGAGGAUCAGCGACUGUGUGGGCCUCGGCUACGACCCGGCCACCGCUGCCGCCUCUGUGCCGUCACUGGCGGAGGCGCUUUACAUUCAGCUGGGCAACGCCGGGGGGUGCUACGCGUGGUCGGACUUCGUGGUGGACGCCUUUUACAACGGUGAGACGGGCUACUGGGAGCUGAUCCACCUCAACCCACGCGGCAACAACAAGGAUGCUCUCUUCGACAACGUCAUUGAGCAUCUCGACUGGCUGCUGCAUCACGGCGACAGUGCGGCGUUGGCACCGCUGCUGCAGCGCAGACGCGACAAACCGCUCGUGGUAGCCGCAGUGCCCACGUCCGAGGCGACGCAGCAGACAAGCCGCCACUACGGCGCGGUGGCGAAGGAGCUGGCCCACGCCGAGCGCAGCGACCUGCGCCGCUUCAACAACUGGGUGAAGUCGCUGCUCAUCACCGCCGGCGCUGCGGCGGUGCGGACGACGCUGAAGGACCCGGCAAAGCUGCACGCCCUGGACCUCUGCUGCGGCCGCGGCGGGGAUCUCUUGAAGUGGCAGCACCUCCACCCCGCCUUCGUCUUCAUGACAGACGCCUCGGUGGAGUGUGUGGCCGAGGCCGCCGCGCGCUACAGCACCUCGGAAGGGCAGAGCAUAAAGUCGAGUAAUGCGCAGCGACGAGGCUUCCCGGCGUUCUUCGCCGUGCACGACGCCUUCGACGCCACCUCCGGCCUCCGCGGCGACCUCCUCAAGCGCGGCCCCUUUCAGCUCACCUCCUGCCAAUUCUCCAUGCACUACGGCUGCCGCUCGGCGGAGGGCAUUCGGUACUUCGUGCGCGCCGUGGCGGACUCCCUCGUCGCGCGCGGCCGCUUCGUGGGCACCACCGUAAGCGAUGCAGAACUGCUGGCACGUGCGAGGACGCACGGCGCCUCCUACGGCAACGACGUUUACCGCGUUCACUUCCCCGCGGAGGCCUUCGCGCAGGUGCAGGCGGCCGACUUCGAGCCGUCGCGGCUGACUUUUGGGGUGCCGUACUCGACCACGGUGGAGCGCAGUGUGCAGGACGUGGUCGAGUACGUGGUGCCGUGGAAAUCGUUUGUGGAGCUGUGCGCGGCGCACCACCUUCAGCUCGUCCAGGAGGACAACUUCAUGCAUUUUUACGAGCAGCACAAGGAGACGCCGGAGGGCAAAGUGCUGUUAGCGGAGAUGCGUCGCAAGCGCGGACACGACGGCGAGGCGACGGCGAUCCCCCUUUCGUCGGAGGAGGUGGAAGCUGUGCAGCUGUACCGCCUGUUUGUGUUCGAAAAGACGGCGUGA